AUGCACCCGCUGAGCACGCGUCGCUGCGACCACCUGCUCGAGCACCCGCUGCUGGCCACGCCGCCGCCGGAGCCCGAGAAGCCGCGGCCACCGCGCGUGCGCAAGCCACGAGUCUUCAAACUUCUACCAAGAUUUCCGCUGCUCACUAAAGAAUUCUACGCACUAUGGUGCAAUCACCAGAAAGAGCUCCAAAUGGCGCGUCCGAAGGUAGACGCGGCGCCACCGGAGCUGUUCCCAGAACUGUACCUAAAGCCCCGUCGGCUGGAUUACUACGCCAAGAUGCUCGAGGAGAACAUGAAGGUCAACAAAGAACUGCUGAAACGGAUCAACCACAUACAGAGAACUGGGGGGUACGUGGACUGCUGGCAGCAGGAGCCCAGCAGCAAGUACAACCGGCUGCUAUGCAAGCAGCGGCAGAACCUCCUCAACGAGAUCAGACUCAAGAACCUCAUGCUCUACAAGCGGCUGCUCAUUGCGAAAUCAGAGCAACCAGCCACAGCCGUGUUAAACGAGAUGUGGAAAGACACCAAGCACAAACUCAUAUUGGGAGCUGCACAACCCUUUAUCCUGUUUAAAACCGGGUCUCUAGACAAGGACAUCAAAGACCCUGCUAUGGACAAGCCUCCUAACGCCUAUCGGCCCAGAGUAACAUUAACAGUGUAUGUGCGAGGCGGAUCGAAGAUCGGGAAGGUGGUAGCAGAGUUGUUCACGGACAUCGCGCCCAAAACGUGCCAUCUGUUCAUGUCGCUCAUCAAAGGUGACCCACACGGGUACGCCUACACCGGCACCAGGAUCUUCAGGAUCGUGCCAGAGCUAUACUGCCGCUGUGGCGACGUCACGAAAGACAACGGUUUCGGCUGCUUCCUUCCUGAGGGCGACUCCGAACCCAUAGGCGCCGAGAACUUUAACCUGCGGCACACUAUACCAGGAUGUUUGUCGAUGGUGGUGACGGAAGACAACGAGGUGUGCGGCCAGUUCAACAUCAUCUUCAAGCCGCUGCCACAGUUUGAUGGCAUACACGUCGUCUUUGGAAGAAUCACCCAGGGUCCAGCGCAGUUCCUGGAGCGCAUCAGCGCGCUAGGCCUCCCGCUGGGGUCGCCAUGCACCGACGUGAUUCUCAGCUCAUGCGGGUGGUACUCCCGCUCCGGCGCCUACCACGACGGUCUACCCAACACUAUCAAGUUCCCUCCACGACGUGUGCAAAAAUAG
Molecule: messenger RNA, 1209 nt
Organism: Pectinophora gossypiella (pink bollworm)
Lineage: Eukaryota; Metazoa; Arthropoda; Insecta; Lepidoptera; Gelechiidae
Exons: 10
Coding region: 1-1209 (402 amino acids)
Biological process (GO): protein peptidyl-prolyl isomerization
Molecular function (GO): peptidyl-prolyl cis-trans isomerase activity
Source: RefSeq, a predicted model, not a curated record